UUUUUCCCCAAAUUAUAUUCGUUUUCACUUUUUUUUUUGUUGUCCGUCUUCCCCCCUCGCGCGUCCAAAACAAUAUCCUUGGCGCCGUCGUGUUAUCGCCCGUAUGGUCCGGGAAACGACGAACUGCCGCCCGGAAAAGAGCUAAAAUAUUUUUUCUUUUUGAAAAGAAACCCAUCGAGAUCCGUCGUGACAGCAAGUUGACACACGCGCGACAUCGCGGCUGUGGACAUUUUCGACGUCGCCCGUACGGUUGCCCGUCCUGCGUGCCGUGUGCGUGCGCGUGUGCGCGUGUUUACGUGAUUGUCCGACGACGACGUGCGCGCGUUGCCGUGAAAAAAAAUAAUAACAAGUGCAAGUGAUGGCCUACCGACCUACAUCGUCGUCGUCGUCGUUGCGGAUUUCGGGAAAUGCCGUGGAAAAAUGACGGCACAAUUGACCGAGUACACGGCGGCCAUCAUGGCCGGCGAUGAAAACGGCGGUAACGAUGACCAACAGCAGCAGCAGCAGCAGCAACCGCCACAGCCACAACAGCCACAACAACAACAACAGACCGAACGGGUAGUGGUGAUAGCGUUUAAAAUGGAAGGCGACGGCAACGGCGAAACGUCGGCGGCGGCCGCGGGUCCGUCGGUCCGACGGGACGACGACGACGUGGACCUGGAACAAAUGGCAGCGCCGUUUUCGGACGAUUCUGCAGAUCAAAAGUGCAUGGACCUGAGUAAUUUAAACGAAGACGAUCAAACAUUUAUUGACGACUCUAAAUGCAUGGACUUAAGUCAUUUGAGCGAUGACGAACCCAAUUUCAUCGAAGGUGGCAACGGCGGCGUGUCCGGUUCCAUGGACGGACUCCAACAGUACAUGACGGUCGGCGGCAGUGCGGCCGGCGGCGGCGCUUCUGUGUCCGCGGCCGCCAUCAACCCGACGGCGUCCGCAGCCGCCGGUUCCGAUAUGCCCGACACCAAAGAGGGCAUCGAGGAACUUUGCCCCGUGUGCGGCGACAAGGUGUCCGGUUACCAUUACGGCUUGCUCACCUGCGAGUCGUGCAAAGGAUUCUUCAAGCGAACCGUGCAAAACAAAAAGGUUUACACGUGCGUCGCCGAAAGGUCCUGUCACAUAGACAAGACACAGCGGAAACGAUGUCCGUUCUGUCGGUUCCAGAAAUGCCUCGAAGUCGGCAUGAAACUCGAAGCCGUCCGGGCGGACAGGAUGCGAGGAGGCAGAAACAAAUUCGGGCCCAUGUACAAACGGGACAGGGCGAGAAAGUUGCAAAUGAUGCGACAGCGACAGAUGGCCGUGCAGACGUUGCGCGGCGGCGUCGUCACUUCGGCCGCGGGCAACAGCCACCACCAAUUCGCCAUGUUGGCGGCCGGGGACGCCGUGACGCUAGGCCAAUACUCGGGCUCGGCCAUCACGUCCUCGGGGUCCAGCCUGCACAUCAAACAAGAAAUCCAAAUACCCCAGGUGUCUUCUCUAACGUCGUCGCCUGACUCGUCGCCCAGUCCCAUAGCUGUGGCGCUGGGACAGGCCGGUCUAGGAUCUCUAGCGGCAGCCGCGGCCGCCGGCACCACGUGCGCGGUCAACCAACAUUCGCAGAUGACGCUGCAGAUCGUUGCUUCGGCCAACGGCAACAACAAUAACAACAACAACAACAACAGCAGUAACAACAACAACAACAACUCGGUGACAAACAUGGGCGCGCCCAACAGCGGACAACCGCCGCAACAUCAACAGCACCACCAACAACAGACACAGCAGCCACAGCAACAGCAACCGGGCGUCGGAUCCGCCGGGUCGAUGAUAUCCGUAAACAAGAUGGCGUGGUCGCCGCCGACUUCGCCCAAAAAUUAUCUGCUGGCCGCCACUACCCAUCAACAACAACAACAACAGCAACAACAGCAGCAGCAACAGCAACAACAACAACAACAACAACAGCCGCCGCACCACGUCAUGGACAACGGCGGCAGUUCGUCGGCCGCCACGCCACCCGGAGCAACCUCUACCGUCGGACCCGCCGGUGGGCCGAAAGGCAUGUCGCCCAUCAUCCGGGACUUCGUACAGGGCUUGGACGACCGGGAAUGGCAGAACUCGCUGUUCAGCUUGUUGCAGAGCCAAACGUACAACCAGUGCGAAGUGGACCUGUUCGAACUCAUGUGCAAGGUGCUCGAUCAAAAUCUCUUCUCCCAAGUGGACUGGGCAAGAAAUUCUGUGUUCUUCAAAGAUCUGAAGGUGGACGAUCAAAUGAAACUGUUGCAGCACUCGUGGUCCGACAUGCUGGUGCUGGACCACAUCCACCAGCACAUGCACAACAACCUGGCCAACGAGAUCAUGUUGCACAACGGUCAAAAGUUCGACCUGCUCGCCCUGGGUCUGCUGGGAGUGACCACGAUGGCCGACUGUUUCGCCCGGGUCAUCGACCGGCUACAGGAGCUCAAGUUCGACGUCGGCGAUUACAUUUGCCUAAAGUUCCUGCUGCUCUUGAACCCCGACGUCAAAGGGAUCGGGAACAGUAAACACGUCCAAGAAGGUCACGAACAAGUGUUGAAGGCCCUGUUGGACUAUUGCAUCACAGCAAAUUCUCAAGUCCAGGACAAGUUCUCCAAACUGUUGUCCGUGCUGCCCGACAUCCAUCACAUAGCCACCAGGGGCGAAGAAAGCCUUUACAUGAAACACUGUAGCGGCGGCGCUCCCACGCAGACGUUGCUCAUGGAGAUGCUGCACGCCAAGCGAAAAUAACAUACAAAUCCGAAAAACACCACAGUAAAAACGUCACCAUACCGACAGCCCUCCCCCCCCAAAAAAAAAAAAUAAUAAUAAACAACAAAAA
Adelges cooleyi (spruce gall adelgid) is the source of this 2824-nucleotide messenger RNA. RefSeq names its product nuclear hormone receptor FTZ-F1-like. Gene Ontology annotation, cellular component: RNA polymerase II transcription regulator complex. Lineage: Eukaryota; Metazoa; Arthropoda; Insecta; Hemiptera; Adelgidae. The record is from RefSeq and is a predicted model, not a curated record. The transcript is spliced from 9 exons. The coding region runs from base 421 to 2733 and encodes 770 amino acids. Gene Ontology annotation, biological process: hormone-mediated signaling pathway; regulation of transcription by RNA polymerase II; tissue development. Gene Ontology annotation, molecular function: RNA polymerase II cis-regulatory region sequence-specific DNA binding; zinc ion binding; nuclear receptor activity.